Dermacentor andersoni is the source of this 2876-nucleotide messenger RNA. RefSeq lists its product as uncharacterized. Lineage: Eukaryota; Metazoa; Arthropoda; Arachnida; Ixodida; Ixodidae. The record is from RefSeq and is a predicted model, not a curated record.
GUACUGUAGGUCUACGUUUAAAAAGAAAAGGCCUCUAGAGCUAGUACUUUUUAUUAAAAACAUUUAUCGCAUUUUAAAGAAACUACGCUUGCAACUGCUGCUGCGCGGACAGUCCUACAUCAUUCUUCGUAAUUUCAUAAUUUUCUAAACUGUUCUUUAUGGAUUUGUUGGUUUUUUUUUAUUUUGCUAUAUAAUUAACGCGCGGAGUCGUCGGAAGAAUGCAACCAAUGCUGUUCUCUGGGUAGCUACAUUCUCACUGCACCAAAGUAACUAAGGUCAUCUUUCGGAACGAAAUUGGUGGUUUGUGCAGCACAUAGCCCUUGCCCUCCGGUAGAUGGCGCCAGGCGCCGGCCUGAUCGGCUUUCUCUUCGCGUCCUUUAUCCUCCUCAACCAGCGCCGUGUCAGCUCGCGGCGCCAACAACGGACGCUAACGGAUUUCGCUGGCGGCGUUCGUCGGCCUACCAUCGCAACGGAGCAGUCGGAGCGAAAAGCCCUUGGUCGAAGCGCGCUGCUCCGGAAACUUAGCUGCCGACGCGAUGCCUCCUUUCGCAUCUCGCGACGACGACGCUUUCACUGAAGUCGACGUUGGUUCGGCCAUGCUCUGUCCUCGGCGCUCGCUUGCAGCCUGAAAUUCACGCGCGUUCAAGUUUCUCUGCCAGAAAAACGUUUUUAGUCAGCCCUUCAACCUCACUAAACCGGUGCAUUGACUUUUUUUUUUCUUCUCCUACCUCAGGUUUUCUCGCUGCUGAAAUACUGCACGCAAGCUCUUCAGUAAUCGGGUGUUGCCGGAAGACAUUCCGUGAAGCUUGACAGAUCCAGGCGCCGGAGUUUCGAUACUUCAUCAAAGGGCACAUCGUGCCGUAAUUUUCCUUCCCUUUGGGGUUGGUGUUUCUUUAAGAAUAGGAACACUUUUUUUGGUGCAUCACCGGAUCUUGUGGCCGGAUCAAGGCUUUCUUCCGCUACAUUCCCACCACUCUACGCGCACUCUGACUACGUUUUCGGAAGCAACGUUGUAUCUCCUGCUGAUCACCGUGAUUUUCUUUUUUUCUUGGUGAACGAGUACUUGAAAUCGAAACUGCUUCCGCAGUUCGUUCCCCGCGAUCAUCGAUUUCGGACGUGACACUACGUUGAACAACAUUGUGAAGUGCGCCUUUCCUUCGCGCGGGUAAACCUGCGCGGCUGUGUUGUGCCCUUGCAGUCGAACCUCGUGCGAGCCGUUGUUCCACGUGGACUGUCGCCGCAGCGUGGAGCUUUAGUCACCGUGUCGAGGAUAUUGCGUUCUGUACAGUCACUGGAGUGGUGUACGUUGUUCUGCGUAGAUGCAAAAGACCUCCACCUGUGCACGGCAGGUUAUGUCCGAGUCAAGGGCACUCUGGUGGCUUCUUUGCUGGACUAUCAGCUGCUUGUCGCUCCAAGGAGCUCUGUGCGUGGCCAUUUGGAAGCUGUCAGUGCCACGCUGGGUGCCGAACGGCACCGAGGAGCCCGUGUUGCUGGACUGCGAGUACGUGUACAACGAGCACGACGUGCGACUCGUGGUCAAGUGGUUCUUCAACGACCUCUUGGAGCCCGUGUACCAGUGGAUACCGGAGCUGAACUCGCGGCAGGCGAGCGGCAUCCUGGCCGGUCACCUAGACGACUCGUCGUACACCGGGCCCUCGCAGUACCGGGCACUGCGCAUCAUACGGCCCACCACCGAGAUGAGCGGCCUCUACACUUGCGUCGUUUCUUCCCUGGCCGGUAUAGACUCGAGGCAGCAGUCAAUGAUGGUCUACGUGCCGGCAAGAAACUUCACGUUGACGUACGUGACCACGCCAGUGCCAGCCGCGUCAACCGCUCCAGCCUCGUCUCUGGGAGUGCGAGCGCGAGGCGGGGCUCCCGCGGACACUACCUCCGCACCAGGGUCGUCCUCGAGCGGCAACUCGGGCGUCGGCGGCCCGACGGUCGAGGUGCACUGCGACGCCCUCGGGCUGCACCCGCGUCCCACGCUGCGGCUGUUCAGCAUCACCCCGGACAUGCGUCGCACCGAGGUCCAGCGCGGCAGGACACGCAAGAGUAACGGCACGUACGACAUCGAGCUGUGGCGCUCGUUCAACGCCGAGCAGCUGCCGCCGUCGGUGACCUUCGAGUGCGUGCUCGAGAUACCGGGCACCGACUACGAGGUCCGCCGUAGGACUGCGUACAGUCCCGGAUAUCUCUACUUAACAGAUGCUUCUCAAAAACUUACCACGCAAAAGACCUUGUUUGUCCUUCCACUAGCCUUCACGCUUCUAAAGAACUGUUACACUGCCGGAACUUGAAGACUAGUCCCAGGUUUGUUGGGGAGCCUGUUGGAGAACCUCGAAGGAUGCCUAGUCGGACGUUCCAAUUGUUUGUAUCUAUGAUGUACAUACGCACAAAUAUUUGUAACGAACCCCUCACCUCUAAUGGAGAGGAAUGCGACUGAACCGAAAAAUGGCACAUAUUUCAAGUUUUACGUUUCUAAGCCUCUAACUGGGAGCGCAGCAAUUAUUGUCGCCUUCCUUCGUUGUUAUAGUCGAUGUACUGUGAUACUGAUAGGCACUUGUUCACCCUCGUAAUUUCGUCAUGGGUGGUACAGUUAUUGUUUGCUUGAAAUCAGCAGGCCAUUUAUUAUCGCAGCUGAUCAGCUGUACGAACAACUUAAUGUGAAUCCAAAGCACGGACCAAGAAAGUAAAGCAUAGAAAUCUGGAGUGGUUGUUUCUCACAGCGUGUGCAUGCUAGAACUCUUUACUGGACAGCUCUUACGAGUAGGUACGACGUCGGAAAAUGAUGCGGUCGCCAUGGGAGAGGCUGUUCCGGCUUUUGAGAUGACUAUGAUUUUGAGACAGAAAUAAAGGGUAUUUUUUACAAAAACCAA